AUGUCGGACGAAGUUUCAAAGGGCAAGGAGGGUAUCUCAACAACAAUAGGGCAGUCUACACCUCAUACAAGGCCACGAAGAGGUACUCUAAGCGAGGAGGCCAAACAAACUUUCGUCAAUGCAACAAAUUAUAUUAAUCAAAAAAUAUUGCACAGACGGACUUCGGUUUCUUCUCAGAGACCAAUCGAAACAAUGAUAGUUCAGACAGAGACAGAUGCUUCUGCAAACAAUUUAAAUUCGGCUAGUCCUACUGUAAUUAAUAAUAUUGCUCCUUCACAACAACAACUUUUGCAGUCUUCUCGCACAGAUAAUAUACUACGGAGAAAAAAUAGUCGUUCUCCUAACAACAAUUAUUCGCCCAGCCCUCCUUUACAGUCUUCAUUUCCUUUAACAUCAACUGCUGAAGAACAUUUAACCGAAACCCUCGAUAAAAUAAAUUGCGAUUUAAUUAAUAGACGAUCAAUAGAAAGUGUUCCAGAUAUCAACGGAGCCCGUUUACCUAGUAAUAAUAUCGGUAAUAAUAGCAUACUUAAGCGUUUGGGAACAUAUAGUGGAAAUUCUUCAAGUCAACAUUCACCUACAGCUUCAAUAUCUUCGCGCAAAGCAAAUUCAUUAUUUACAUUCGAUAUGAAUAGAGAGAACAAAGGCAUGUUAAAAGAUGAUAGGAUGGAGAAAUUAUUAAAAAAGGCAAAGAUAUUCUUGGAUCAAAGGCAAAAACCAAAAGCAAGAAUUACAUCACUUUGGAGUUUUAUUGGUGAGCUAUUCUCUUGGUGGAGUGUAGUGUACUUAACUUAUAGCUACAGGAGUAGUGUUCUUUUUUUUAUUUUUCAAUUAAUUGAUUGUUUAUUUUGUGGAAAUAAAGAUGUUACGAAUGAAUUAGAUCAAGCUCAAUUCUUUCAGGAGCAUGCCGAAGAUGUAUUCGAUGUAGUUUAUAAGUCAUUUAUGGGCCAAGCCGAAAAAAUAAAACAAAAACCUGAUAGACCCAUGACAUUUUCGUCAAAAGAAUUUUUGAAUAUAAAUAAGACCUUGUUAUUAUUACGAAAAAUAUUUUUAUUCUUACCAGACAAAAUUAGAGUGGGGUGGCAGCGGAGACAAAUAGGAUUUCAGCUUUUGUUAUUAUGGUUAAAUGAUCAAACUAUCGAGUUGCAAGAGUGCAUGUAUCUUUAUUCAAACGCUAUUUCGUUAGAUUUAUUUUUGUAUGAUCAAAUACGGAAUGGAGGUGAUGAUUAUUAUGAAAGACAAAAUGCAUGGCGAAAAAGCAAUGUUCAUUUAGGGCUCGGACAAGAGUUAAUUCGAUCCGAUGAUCAAGCCCCACUAUUUCCGAAUCCUCAUCCCCCUACUUAUAAUGAUGCUGUACAAUUGAUCCAACUUGAUUUAAGUAGUCUUGUUAGGCUAGCACAUGUUGCUGCCGGUUCAACUCCACCACCAGAAAAUUAUGAUUUUCCCGCAAUUGAAAACAUCGAACCUGAUAAUGGAAUAGCAACCGGGAUGGGCAUUGAUGCUGCUUUUGCUGCAGCUAAAUUUCAUUUUGAUCUUACAAAAAAACAUUAUUUUGUAAAACUUUUUCCUCAAUGUGCUAAGAGUAUUGGUUUGCUGGCAGAAAAUCAAGAGUACGGUUUUAAAAAAUGCCCACCGACAAUUCUCCGUGCAUUAAUCACGUUUUUUAUCCACCACUGUCUUGAUAAUCAUCAUAGCCCAUCAGAAAAGAUUUCGUCAUAUCCUUCACCUGCUACUCCAAUCCUAAAGUCUAUUGUAUUGGGCCCAGAGAAUCGCGAAUUUGCGCAUGAAAUAGUGCGCCAAGCUCUUAUGUUGCCUGCUGGUAGCCCAUUAUAUAAAGAUAUUGUGAGAGGUGCUGUUCAUAUUGUUGGUGUCUGGAUACUUAGUGGAGUUAGUACAAAUAGCGUUUAUCUAUUGAUUAAUUCUACAAUUAAAGAAGAAGAGAGACCAGCAUUCUUACGCAAGUCUCCAUCACAAGGUCCACUAUCCGCUUCUACAACCGGAUCUUUUAAUAAUCAUACUUCCUCAGUAGAUAGUCAGAGUGAAAAUCCAAGCACACCAGCUAUUACACCUUCAUCAGCUACUUCGUUUUCCACAACAUAUUCGAGCGCUAAUGUGUACCUCCGGAGAUACAUUCAAUUAUUAAGUCUCGUUUUCGAAGACCAUUCGUUCAUGACCCUCAACGGUAUGACCAAUCUAGAGGUAGAUUCGCAAGUUUCAAUAUAUAAAGAUGUCCUUGCUCUUUAUCGAUCAAUGAUUUCAGAAGGACCUAUUGAGAUAGAGACGGAAACAUGGGAAGUUUUACUUUUGUCACUUUUGGUUAUUCAAGAAAAAAUUAUGAAUCAGAAAGAUAAGUAUGCUGCAAUACCUUCAGCAUCAUUGGCAGAAGAACUAGCUGAUUAUCUAGUCGAAACAGUACUGAAUGCAUUCGCACGGUCAAAAGCUCAGCAACCUGACUUAUGGAGAGAAUUAAGGAAUCAAAUGAGUUAUAGUACAAGAUGGUCUCAAACUAUUUCUCAAUGGGCUAAAAUCAUGCUACGUCUUACUAAAAUUAUUUCGAAGCAUGUCUAUAAUGUUGACCUUGAUGCUCUUGAAUUAGACCGUCGACUUGCAGAACUUUCUACCUCUGAACGUCAUCAUCAUAGACGUAGACCUUCCAAAAAUCGCACACGACAUCUUUCUUUGCGAGGGACACAUAAACAUAAAUCUUCUGGUAGCACUUCUUCACGUGAGGAGGUCCUGGGAGCACUCAAUGCUGAUUUUUCAUUGUCUGCUAAAAAUACUACUGAUAAUAAUAAAUGCGGUCGCCGAACGCUGAGUAUGCAUCAAGAUAUGAAUUCAUUGGAUCCAAAAUUGUUAAGCGGACAGACUUUAUUUAAUGUUGUAGGCAGUGGUCCUGCUUCAUCAACACAUUCUGCUGAGUCCAAAUCACACCGGACCUCUUCAUCUUCCGUAUUUUUUGCACAUCCAAAUUUUAGCGGCGAAAAAUUAUCAAUAUCUCUGGGUAAUUUCAGAUGUCCCGAUUAUUGCAAUUUGGAGCCAUUGCCAUGGAAUGGUGAAAGCGCUGUCCUAGUAUGGAGAAAUAUGUUAUGUGCAUUAGGAAAUGUAAAUUAUAUACAGUGUCUUGUGGACAUGCUGGAAAUGCUAGAAUUAGUCCGUAAUAAUAAAUGUGGAAGCUUUUCAUUAUCUCUACAUUACGACUUUGCUCCUUGGCUUUUUCAAGCUUGUGAUUUGCCUUUAACAUUUACCCCGGGACGAGCAUUGGCAUACGCUGGAUUAUGUAAAAUGAUGUCUCAACGUCAAAAUCAAGAUUUCGACGAGGCGUUUUAUCCCCAUUUUUAUCGCGCUUUACUCAAAGGAUUUUCAGAACAGGACAUUUCAAUAACGCUUGCAAUUGUGAAUAAUUCUACAAAGCUUUUCUCUCGAGGGCUUCCAGGAUAUAGCAUCUUAUGUCAGAGUUUUAUUGAAGCAAUUCGGAAUAUGCUGUUAAAAAAUGACAAACAUAUAGCAGAAGUCGCAAGACAGAAUGCCAUUAAAAUAAUUUGCUCGCUUAUUUGUAUAGUAAAUCAAACGCCGACUGUUAAAGUUCCGAUAAUAUCGUAUGAAAAUCUCGUUCAGUUUAAUAAUACUGAUUUGGACGCAUCAGAAUUAGGUCAUUUCGAUAGCAUGCGAUUUUCUGAAGUGAGAUUGCUUCUGGAGGAUGCUUUAAUAUCUUCCCUUGCAGAUGAAAUGUCGGUUUAUAAUUACGAAACACAUAAUAUGUUGUUAUAUGGAAUUUUUACCUUUGCUUUUGAUGAACUUACCGCUACACCAUGGCCCGACAAAACCAUUGUCAAGGAAUGUUUUCAAGCAAUAUUAGAACAGUUAUAUUGGAGUCACUUGCCAAUUGUUAGUGCAGCUACGGAUUGCUUGAUUUCUUUUGCACAGAAUUCUUCUCUUUGGUGUGAUGAAAAUGGAAUAUACAUUAUGAUAUUGCAAGAAGUUUUUGCAUAUCUUAUUGGUGCCCUGAAUGAACAUCUUAAUUUGCAUAAAACAUCAAAUAGAAAUGGCAGAGGAUUCAUAAUAGCAAAGUUAUUUUAUUGUCUUCUUGAGUGGCUAAUGGUCAUUCCGACAAAUCUUUUCACCGAUACAGAGUUAUGCCAAUUAGUAUUUGAUGUGAUUGACAUGGCACUUGAAGCUUCGGGAUCUGAUUCGCCGAGAAUUUAUAGAAAACACUGCACAAAUUUAUCGAACAAAGGGAGUGGAAAAAGUAAAGACCGAGAUUUUACUGUGAAAUUUAAAAAAGCGGAGAGAAAAGUUGCGUUGAACUCAACUCUUGACAAUGAACAGAAUAUCCACGUGGUUGGAGUAGAGAAUGAUGUGGAAGAUGUUAAUUUUGUCAAAGUAAUAAUUAGUCAUGUUGAUUUCAUGUUGAAAUCAAAUGCAUACAAUGGAUUUAUGGAAGUUGCAGAAUAUGUGUUGUUACAUUUGACACACCACUUGGAUAAUUUUGCUCCUCUUCAUGGUCCUGCAAUGAUGAAUAGUACUUUAAUUGGGCCAUUAGGAAGUGACACUAAAGAUGAUGAAGCCUUAUUUUAUAAAGCUUCUCUUGACGAUAAAUACCCUGAGAGAGUAGAUACGCAUAAGGAUACUGAAGUUAUUGACCAUAUAAGUCUGAGACCUGAUAUCAAAGUUGAGUCAAGUAAUAGUAAACCUAAAUCUGCUGACUCAUCACCAAAGAUAAAAUCACGAUAUCGACCAGGAAAUUUCUUCAAAGAUAAAAAUCGAUUACCUGUUUGGACCGAAACUAGCAGUUCUGAACAUGUAAAUAUGUUAGAUAAUCUACUCCAAUAUAUUGACCAACAAUCAACUUGUACAAAAGAUGAAGAGGGUCUACCUAGCACGUCUUUAAAGAUUGUAAAUGGUUUAUCUCUAAUUGAAGAACAACUAGACCAACACAUACAGGAAGAAACACUUUAUGAAAACUCUAUAAAUAACCAGGCAAAACUAUGGUAUGAUAACAUCAUCUCCGUUAGAAACAAUAUCUUUCAUGAACGUGAAAAUCGUCAUGUUAAAAGACGUUCACGGAAUCCACUUUAUACUCGGUCGACAUCUUACUUAUCACUUGGAGCAGAUUUUUCACUAUCAAAGUCAUUUAUUCCGGUGCUACCUCCUGAAGCUGAAAAACCUACAGAAUCUUACCAACUUUGUCGAUUAUUUUUAAGCCAUCUUGGGUGGCUUAACCCUGAAGCAUUGAAAGAUGAUUCUAUUAGUAUGUUAAAUAAAACACCUAACUUAUUUCGUGAUAUACGCUUUUUAGAUAAGAAACAUGCUCGUGAAGUGAUUAAAGUCGCUCUCUUAUAUGUUGGUCCCGGCCAAGAAAAUGAAAAAAGUAUUUUACAUAAUACGAAUGGUAGCCCUUUGUAUGAUGAAUUUGUAGCAAGUCUUGGAUGGGAAAUUGAACUUGCAACACAUCCUGGAUACCUUGGUGGAUUAGAACGAAAUGCAACCAAUGGUCUUACAUCAAUUUAUUAUUGCACUUCGACGAUGGAAAUAAUUUUCCAUGACGUAACCAGGAUGCCGACAGAUUUAACCGAUCCUAAGCAAUUAAAAAAAGUAUGUAAUGAUCAUGUUCACAUAGUGUUUAACGAGCAUCACAGAGAUUAUCGUAAGACGACUAUUGGAGGUGAUUUUGGCAAUGCACAGAUUGUUGUUACUCCUUUGCCUAAUGGCUUAUUUAGCAUAGACAUUUAUCGCGAUAACAAAAUCCCUCCAUUUGGGCCAUUGUUACAUGGCAUGGUAGUGUCGAAGAAUGUAUUAGGACCUUUGGUACGACAAACUGCAGUUCAAGCAUUUCGGAACAGUUUGCGUAAUCUUCAUAGUUCUAAUAUAACAAUGUAUCAUAAUUCAUAUAUGGAACGUUCAUCAGAUAUUAGCUUGAUAACAGGAAAGCAUAAAAAUCCUAAUUGUAAUACUUUUGAAGCAUUUAUGUCAAAAUUUUUUGUUUCGGAUUAUGUUCAUUAA
Dentiscutata heterogama is the source of this 6000-nucleotide messenger RNA. Lineage: Eukaryota; Fungi; Glomeromycota; Glomeromycetes; Diversisporales; Gigasporaceae. The record is from the annotation of a GenBank genome assembly.